AUGAAUCAAGACAACAACGACGUGUGUAGCGGCGAGCAAGAUCCGUUCCGCAACAUUAAAAAUCCUUUCGGCGAAGAUCGUUACCUGUUCCAAGAUGAUAGCGACGUGUACGGCGAAGAUAAAUGGGAAGAACUUUUGUCGGCUUUCAAGGUGCCAGGACAAAUACUAAUGGAGAUUUACGAUGAGAUGCGCCCUAGUCCAGGAUGGUUCGCUCAUGUGGAGGCAAUGGGCUUUCCGGAGACACAGCCCUUAGACACCUUCGGCGAAGCGAGAAUCGAUUGGGAAGACGAAGAACUGACGGACACGGAUGCGGAUACAGAUGAGGAAACGGACGACGAAAUGUUUAUGGACUACGAUGCCGACGAGGAUCCAGACGAAGAGGAUGAGGCUGAGGAUGAGGAUGAGGAUGAGGCUGAGGAUGAGGAAGAGGAAGAGGAUGAGGAAGAGGAAGAGGAAGAGGAAGAGGAAGAGGAAGAGGAAGAGGAUGAGGAUGAGGAUGAGGAAGAGGAUGAGGAUGAGGAAGAGGAUGAGGAUGAAGAUAUGGAAGAGGAAGAGGAAGAGAAUGAAGAUAUGGAAGAGGAAGAGAAUGAAGAUAUGGAAGAGGAAGAGGAAGAGAAUGAAGAUAUGGAAGAGGAAGAGAAUGAAGAUAUGGAAGAGGACACGGAAGAGGAUGAGAAAAAGGAGCCGGAAGCGGAAAAGAGACACUUUACUAAUUCCUUUAUGUGCAAGAAACCGGACUUUGAAUACACUAACCUUCAAACUGAAGUAGGCCCGAAUAUUGAAAUAGAUGUUGAUCCAUUCCAGAAUCAGCUUGCUUGGUUUAAACAUGUGAAGGUUUGCCCCGUUCAUGGACGUAUAGCCCAAAAACACUGUGCCGAUCACUAU
Molecule: messenger RNA, 885 nt
Organism: Mesorhabditis spiculigera
Lineage: Eukaryota; Metazoa; Nematoda; Chromadorea; Rhabditida; Rhabditidae
Source: the annotation of a GenBank genome assembly